AACAUAAAAGCAGCUAGAGACACUCUGGACAAGUGGAUGAGGCAAUUCUGGUAACAUUUAUGAACAUUUAACGUGAGUUUAUUCCAGUUUUGACAUUAUCCAUGAAAUAGUAUCCUUCUUCUAAUUUGCCCCAGACAUUUGAACUGAUUAUUCUUUGCUUGGAGGCCAUGCAGAGAAUAACUAGGAAGCCAAAUUUGGCUCAUGGGCCCUAGUUUAAUAACUCUAGGAACAGAGAGCCAUACAAGCAAAGGAUGCCCUCCACAGGUUGAUCCUGAGGAAGGGCCUUUUACUCACAGGAGCUGGGGUAGAAAGGGUCCUUCCAUAGUGACGCCCCCCAAGGACAUCUGGAAUGUCACUGGCGCCAAGGUGUACUUGAGCUGUGAAGUCAUCGGAAUUCCAACCCCAGUCCUCAUCUGGAACAAGGUAAAAAGGGACCACUCCGGAGUUCAAAGGACAGAACUCUUGCCUGGUGACCGGGAAAACCUGGCUAUUCAGACCCGGGGUGGUCCAGAAAAGCAUGAGGUGACUGGCUGGGUGCUGGUAUCUCCUUUAAGCAAGGAAGAUGCUGGAGAAUAUGAGUGCCAUGCAUCCAACUCCCAAGGAGAGGCUUCAGCAUCAGCCAAGAUCGCAGUGGUUGAUGCCUUACAUGAAAUACCAGUGAAAAAAGGUCAAGGUGCUCAGCUAUAAACCUGCAAAAUGCAUCAGCCUAUGUAGCUAAAACUGCUUACAGACAACUGACAACUAUAACCCCUUUAUUCUUGCCUGAUUUUUUUCUUUUAACCUAAUCCACUAACACUUUAUUACAUCCAGCUGGUUUUACACAGAAAGAUAACACAUCAAGACUAUCUACAAAAAUGUAUUGUUUAUUUACAAAAAAGCAUGCAUAGCUUUAAACAAAACAAAUAAAAUUCUUAUCACAACAGUA
Cricetulus griseus (Chinese hamster) is the source of this 925-nucleotide messenger RNA. Lineage: Eukaryota; Metazoa; Chordata; Mammalia; Rodentia; Cricetidae. The record is from RefSeq and is a predicted model, not a curated record.